Molecule: messenger RNA, 3897 nt
Organism: Lampris incognitus (smalleye Pacific opah)
Lineage: Eukaryota; Metazoa; Chordata; Actinopteri; Lampriformes; Lampridae
Gene: mark2b
Product: MAP/microtubule affinity-regulating kinase 2b
Exons: 21
Coding region: 1423-3834 (803 amino acids)
Biological process (GO): intracellular signal transduction; protein phosphorylation; microtubule cytoskeleton organization
Cellular component (GO): cytoplasm
Molecular function (GO): protein serine/threonine kinase activity; ATP binding; tau-protein kinase activity
Source: RefSeq, a predicted model, not a curated record
UGUUACCGCGAGCUUGUUCCGGUAUCGGGGCUAGAUUGUGCGGAUAGGGCUGCGAUCGGGGCGCAGCUCCCAGCCUCUCUCUCUCUCUCUCUCUCUCUAUCCAUCCGUGUGUGUGUGUCUCUCUAUCCGUGUGUGUUUGUGCGUCGCCCGUUGAAACGCACCGCCAAACCCCCCUCAAAAAAAGGAAAAAGACGCCUUUCCGAUAAUGGACUUUACAACUUGAUUAUUCUCCAGUCGCCGCGUCACGGGAUUAUUUCGCCGUCGGGUUUUGCUGACCGGACGAGUCUGUUGUAUCUGCUCCCCGCUGCGGCGCUUUGCGAGCGGACGGGGCGGCCGGCGAGCUCCGCGGGUUCUGAGUUCUGCCGGAUCUGCGGCGGCAGAAGCUACGCUAACGUGCUAAGUUAGCUUCGUCUCGACGGGGAGGAGGAAAAAAAGAAAAAGAAUCAAGCUAGCUAGCUAGCUAGCUAACAUCGCGGGCUAACAUCUGCUAGCCGGCUAACUGGCUGGUCAAAUUCGAUUUUCUCGCCGGCCAUGUGAUUCGUUUACGCGGCGUUGCCCUCCCUCCCUCCUUCCCCCCCUUUUAUGUUUGUUUACUUCGUUUCGGAUAGCUUUGUCGGAAAGAUUUGUUUUGUUUGAUUCGCUUUGCGCAGACUGGAAAGGUGGCUACUCGCCGGGGGUGGGGGGGAGGAGAGAGAGAUAACUUUUGGCCUGAAAGUUUUGAAGAGCCCUCGCUCGAUUUCAGAUCCGAAAGGAAACGGUACUGCGACAAGACGGAGGAAGCGGCGGUACCGAGCUAUGACACCCACACCGGAUAACGAACUGCUGUAGGUGUCGAUGACAUUCGCGGGGGGGGGGGCGCUUCCUCGGACCGCUGUUAUUGGGAGCUAGCAUGCUAACCGCUUAAAGCGAACGUCGUCUGGCUAACUCCGACCGCCGACCCAACUUUUCUUGGCGCUAGCGGCCCCGUUAGCUAGUUGACCCGAAACGUCAUUAGCUUAGCCCCCGUAGCUCGCUAGCCCAUUUCCCACGGUGCUACGGUCCUGCCAGUCCGAGAAGCGGUCGUUCUCACGCGCUGGCAGGAUUUCUGAAGACUUCUUCUUCUUCUGCUCUUUUUCCCCCCCCAGCUCAGUUUACCCUUCUGCGCUCUUAACAAAUAUGGGACCUACGACCGCUGCUAGCUAGUCGCUAGCUAGCCGGCCGACUAAGCUAGCCGCCGAUGUGGGAUUCAACUUGUUGAUUUACGGGUUAACUGUCGUCCUGGUAGCCGGCUAGCGUUGGGCAACUACUGGAAAUCCACCCCGGCUCUCGGCUGCGGAGAAAGGACCACCGUUUUCACGACUUUAAACGCUCAAUAGACGUUAAGGGCUUUUCACAUUCUUCCCAUCCCCCAUUUUUUUUUUGGCGAUUCUUAAUCCAUUAAAAAUGUCAACAAGGAUCCCACUGGUGCAAGUAAUCGAAAAUUCGACCGGACAGGACUCCAAGUCGUCCUCUGGCCGUGCCAGCAUGUCACGCUGUCGGAACUCCGUUGCCACGACAGCGGACGACCAGCCCCACAUCGGUAACUAUCGGCUCCUGAAGACCAUCGGCAAGGGCAACUUUGCCAAGGUCAAACUGGCACGGCAUGUCCUCACCGGCAAAGAGGUGGCUGUAAAAAUCAUUGAUAAGACACAGCUCAACUCCUCUAGUUUGCAAAAGCUCUUCCGGGAGGUGAGGAUCAUGAAGCUGUUGAAUCACCCCAACAUAGUCAAGUUGUUUGAAGUGAUAGAGACAGAGAAGACUUUGUACCUCGUAAUGGAGUAUGCCAGUGGAGGGGAGGUCUUUGACUACCUGGUUGCCCAUGGCAGGAUGAAGGAGAAGGAGGCCCGUGCCAAAUUCAGACAGAUAGUGUCAGCGGUGCAGUAUUGCCAUCAGAAGUGUAUAGUACACAGAGACCUCAAGGCUGAGAACCUGCUAUUGGACGCAGACAUGAACAUCAAGAUAGCCGACUUUGGCUUCAGCAACGAGUUCACACUGGGGAACAAGUUGGACACAUUCUGCGGCUCCCCGCCCUACGCCGCCCCAGAGCUCUUCCAAGGCAAAAAGUAUGAUGGGCCUGAGGUGGACGUCUGGAGCCUGGGGGUGAUCCUCUACACACUGGUCAGCGGGUCACUUCCCUUUGACGGGCAGAACCUCAAGGAACUGAGAGAACGCGUGCUACGUGGUAAAUACAGAAUUCCCUUCUACAUGUCCACUGACUGCGAGAACCUGCUCAAGAAGUUCCUUAUCCUUAACCCCUCCAAAAGAGGCAGUCUUGAGCAGCAGAUAAUGAGGGACAGGUGGAUGAAUGUUGGACACGAAGAGGAAGAACUUAAACCUUACAUUGAACCCCAACCAGACUACAAGGACCCUAAGAGGACAGACAUCAUGCUGCAGAUGGGCUUUUCUCAGGAAGAGAUCCAGGACUCUCUGGUGAGCCAGAAAUACAAUGAUGUGAUGGCCACAUAUCUGCUGCUGGAUUAUAGGAACUCUGAGCUGGAUGAAGGUUCAAUCAAGCCCCGCCCAGGAAGUGAUGUAAGCAACAUAACUGCCCCCUCCCCACCUCACAAGGUACAGCGCAGUGUGUCGUCCAACCAGAAGCCCCGCAGAGCGAACGAUCAGGGCACCUCCUACUCUAAGAGGGGGGGUCAGGUCGACAACCGGAGCACAGCAGUGGAGGAUUCUGGCAGGAAGGGUUCCUCGGGGAGCUCCACCACGAAGGUGCCGGCAAGCCCGCUGGUCUCUUCUGACCGCAAGAAGAGCGCUACACCCUCCACUAAUAGUAUCCUGUCUACGGGUACAGGUCGCAGCAGGAACUCUCCUAUUACCGAGAGAGCCACGCUGGGACAGGGCGUCCAGAAUGGCAAGGACAGCCUAAACACUCCGGGCUCCCGUGCCUCCACCGCCUCGGCCGCUGCCGUCCUCUCCUCCUCCUCCUCCUCUUCCUCGCGUCCCCGACACCACAAGUCCCUGUCCUCCUCCAACCAUCCAUGCCCCUCUGACCUGCACGCACCACGGUCCAGUGCCCCAACCCAACGGGCACCAGGUGCCUCACCGUCGGCCCACAACAUCAGCAGCAGUGCCGGCGUGACGGACCGCACCAACUUCUCCCGGGGCGUGGGGAUCCGCAGCACCUUCCACGCGGGCCAGCAGCGGGGGGCCCGGGACCAGCAGGGCUCCGCCUACCCCGGCGGGCCUGCCUCCCCGUCACUGUCGCACGGCAACAGUCAGGCCCGGCGGACGCACGGCGCCACGGGGAUCUUCAGCAAGUUCACCUCCAAGUUCGUACGCAGAAAUCUCUCGUUCAGGUUUCCGAGAAGGAGUCCGUAUGAGGGAGAGGGUCGGGAUGAGGGGAGCAGGUCUAUGUUGAGCAGCACAGUGGACAAAUCAGAGAAGACGUCCGGCGGUGUCCUGUCUUCCUCCUCAAACAAUGACGAGAACAACUCCUCGCCCGGCUCCGGUAACACUGGUGGUACCGGCACACCCCCGGCGAUCGCGGGCCAGAAGGACUCAUCCAAGCCGCGCUCGCUGCGCUUCACCUGGUCCAUGAAGACCACAUCGUCUAUGGAGCCCGCCGAGAUGAUGCGCGAGAUCCGCAAGGUGCUCGACUCCAACAGCUGCGAGUAUGAGCUGCGUGAGCGCUACAUGCUGCUGUGCAUGUCGGGCAACCCAGCGCGCGAAGACUUCGUCCAGUGGGAGAUGGAGGUGUGCAAGCUGCCGCGCCUCUCCCUCAACGGCGUGCGCUUCAAGCGCAUCUCCGGCACGUCCAUCGCCUUCAAGAACAUCGCCUCCAAAAUUGCCAACGAGCUCAAACUGUGAGCGGUGUUCUUUAUAGAGGGAGAGGUGAGAAGAGGGGAUGAGAGGAGAUUGAGGUGAAAGAAA